Staurois parvus is the source of this 413-nucleotide messenger RNA. Lineage: Eukaryota; Metazoa; Chordata; Amphibia; Anura; Ranidae. The record is from the annotation of a GenBank genome assembly.
UGUACAUACAGACACAGGCACGUACAGACACACAGAUACAUGUACAUACACAGAAAUACACACGCACAGACACAUGAAGAUACACACAGACACAUGUACAUAUAGACACAUGUACAGAUACACACGUACACCCCCCCCCCCCAUAAAAAGUUGCAGUACUUCGUUGUUCACUCACAGAGCCAGGUACUGCACUCUAGGGGGAGGCAGAGAGCACAUACUCCUUGCUUUGCUUUCACUGAGCUCAGCUAUUGAGCAGUCUGAUGGCACCCAGUGCCAAUGACAGAUCCGGUCUGAGCGCCGAGCCUGCUCAGUAAGAUGGCCCUGGGGGACACACUCGCCCCCACCAUAAUUUCCACUAGCCAUUGGCGAGCAGGCGAGUAGAAAUUUCAAGCCCUGCUGUAGGAUCCUAUUGU